UCUAUCCAUCUCCUCACAUCUCCUUCCCAAAACCCUCAAAACCAAAAAAUAUCUAUCCAAAAUCAUGGCAUAUGAAAACUUUAAAAAAUAUCUCAAUCUUCAUCGACAAAUAUUUUGACAGAAACCACAAAAAAUAAUUAAUGGCAGCUUUGGCAUCAAACCCUCAAAUGCUAACAAGGCAUGCUCAUAGUAGUAACAAGAAGGAACAGUUUCGGAAGAGGGAGAGUCUGAAUUUGGAGAACAAGUGUGGGUUUUGUGUGAGGAAGGUUCACAGUAUUAAUGAAAAGCUUGGUAAGUCGGAGAACGAGUGGAGACUAAAAGCCUUUUGGUCAUCAAACACAUAUCAGCCUACGACUCUGGAGAUGGAACCCAUCAACAGCGUUGAAGAACUUGAUGCUGCUCUCUCUCACGCUCGCCAACUCUCUCAGCCUAUCAUCAUCGACUGGAUGGCUUCUUGGUGUCGGAAAUGUAUCUACUUGAAGCCUAAGUUGGAGAAAUUGGCCGCAGAAUAUAAUAACAGAGCAAAGUUUUACUACGUGGAUGUAAACAAGGUCCCUCAAACAUUGGUGAAACGUGGAGACAUUUCGAAAAUGCCCACCAUUCAGCUAUGGAUGGAGGAUGAGAUGAAAGAAGAAGUGAUUGGAGGUCACAAAGGAUGGCUUGUCAUCGAAGAAGUUAGAGAAUUGAUCAACAAAUAUGUUUAAAUUUUCAUUUUUGUCACUUCCUUUGUUUUUUUAUAAUUAUUAUGUACAGUAAGUUUUUUUUUCAUUUAGU
Molecule: messenger RNA, 774 nt
Organism: Capsella rubella
Lineage: Eukaryota; Viridiplantae; Streptophyta; Magnoliopsida; Brassicales; Brassicaceae
Product: thioredoxin-like 3-1, chloroplastic
Exons: 5
Coding region: 141-704 (187 amino acids)
Cellular component (GO): chloroplast stroma
Source: RefSeq, a predicted model, not a curated record